Boeremia exigua is the source of this 1564-nucleotide messenger RNA. RefSeq names its product RmlC-like cupin domain-containing protein. The transcript has 5 exons. The coding region runs from base 1 to 1239 and encodes 412 amino acids. Gene Ontology annotation, cellular component: cell wall. The record is from RefSeq and is a predicted model, not a curated record. NCBI's taxonomy places the organism in Eukaryota, Fungi, Ascomycota, Dothideomycetes, Pleosporales, Didymellaceae. Gene Ontology annotation, biological process: oxalate metabolic process.
AUGAGACUCAGUACCGCAGUCACUGUGUUUUUUGCAACUUCUGCCUUUGCUGCUGUAGUGAAGCGACAAGCUCCCGUGCCAUUCUCAGAUGGUCAACCCAUUGACGGCAAGGGCAAAGGUGCCCCUAUAUUAGGAGGAACCAAUCGUCAAGUGGACAUCGAGAAUCCUUCAAACUUGGGCCAGCAGAGCACUGAUUCAGGAACUGUGCCCAAUCUGAAGUGGCGCUUCUCUGAUUCGAAAACGAAAAUCUUCCCCGGUGGCUGGGUGCGAGAACAGGUGGACAACGACCUACCGCAGAGCCAUGAUAUCGCAGCAGCACAGCAGCACCUUAAGAAGGGUGCUAUUCGUGAGCUACACUGGCACCGUGUCGCGGAAUGGGGCCAGGUCCUGUUUGGUCGUGUACUCGUAUCGGCAGUAGAUGAGAAUGGGCGCCAUCAAGUGACUGAGCUCGGCUUUGGGGAUAUUUGGUACUUUCCGAAGGGUCAAGCCCAUACCGUGCAAGGUCUGGACGAUGAGAACGAGUAUCUGCUAGCUUUCGACGAUGGAAACUUCGACGCUGCUGGAACAACUUUCAACCUUGACGACUGGCUUGCAAAGACGCCAAAGGCGAUUCUUGCGAAGAGUUUCGGUCUGCCUGAGUCGACCUUUGACAAUUUGCCUAAGACGAACCCGUACAUUCAAAACAGUACGACCGGUGACGCUGCAAGACAAAGGAAUAUUACAGGAGGCGCCGGCGAGCUGGUAGCUGAUGCCUCAUAUGUGUACCGCACCUUUUCCCACGCUCCUGAACCUGCACCCGGUGGUGCUGGUGUCUGGUGGAAAAUUGACUCGACCAACUUCCCGAUCUCGAAGACGAUCGCGUCAACGUACGUUGUUCUCGAGCCGAGGGGUAUAAGGGAAUUGCACUGGCAUCCUACUUCCGAGGAGUGGCUGUACUUCCACGAGGGCGAAGCUCGUGCGACAGUCUUCACCGGUAAUAGCAACUCACGUACUUUCGACUUCGGUCCUGGAGAUACUGCUGUUUUUCCGGACAACUCUGGGCAUUACAUCGAGAACACUUCGGAGACCCAGAAUCUGACCUGGAUCGAGAUCUAUAAGGCAGAUCGUGUGGCUGACGUGUCUUUGACUCAGUGGUUGGCUUUGACGCCCGCAGAUAUUGUCGCUGACAUCCUCAAAAUGCCGCUCAACGUUGUUGAGGGUUUAAAGAAAGAAAAGCAGGUGCUGGUUCAUGGCAAAUAGACGUUGUCAUCGCUGGUAUUACAUAUCGGCCCGUCGGUCAGGCCUCUACGCCGCUUAUCUCUUUGAUAGAGGCGUUUGUGUAUGUUCAAGUAUUGGCGAUUAUCGCCUGGCGGACAAUUAGCUCGUAUGGUUGGGCCCAAACGCGACAAUCGCGUCAACGCUUGUCCGGACUGUUAAUAUAGAUGGUUUCUUCUUGAUUUGUACCGUUGAUGGUUCCGCUUUACACGCUGUGCUGCUGCUGUAGCUUGCACGAUAGGGUAACAUGCUGCUACCGACGAGGCGUGGUCUCAACGAACACGACACACCUCACAAACCGGAUGACUAA